UUACGUAUACAGCUUUGAUUACUUGUCAGAAGUGAUUACUCAGGAAUGACAAAGCAAAGGUUCUAGUCUCUAAAGGCUUCUAUGUGAGCACCACGUUUAUGGUCUUCUACUAACACCUCACAAGUCGCGUUGUCCGGGAAUUCUGGAACUGGUUUGACUCAACGGGCAUGGUACCCCCUUGGAUGUGUAGUUGGUGGAACCAUCUAUCCCGGUCUUAUGGCAACCAGUGGUGUAAUUCACAACUUACUCCACGCACUCAAUCUCCCUGUCGAUAUCCGCAAUAUUUGCGUCUCCCUAGUUCCAGGGUUCAGCACCCUCACCGCUUGGGCACAUACUUGUUUACGAAUGAAAUGAAAGAUAAAAGUGCUGGUCUUCUUGCAGCCGUGCCGGACUACAUCUCCCAUUCCGUUGCUGGCUCAUACGAUAAUGAGGUAAUCGCCAUUUUUUUUUUGCUCGUGUUCACCUUCUUCGCAUGGAUCAGGGCACUCAAGCAGGGAAGUGCUUUUUGGGGCACAAUCGCCGCUUUUUUUUUUAACUUCUACAUGGUCACUACAUGGGGUAUGCCGUCAGCGAGUCCAAUCAUCAAAGCCACAAAUCAUCGCCAGCUUGUUUCGAGCUGUGUCCAGAAGAACUCUGCUACAAAUUCGGGUUGAUUGCAGUGCAGUCCAUUGUGCUAGCGAUAACUUUAAAAAUAGAGAUAUAAGAGAAACAAAUUCACUCCCAGCAUUGCUUGC
Molecule: messenger RNA, 734 nt
Organism: Suillus paluster
Lineage: Eukaryota; Fungi; Basidiomycota; Agaricomycetes; Boletales; Suillaceae
Exons: 2
Coding region: 168-653 (161 amino acids)
Biological process (GO): post-translational protein modification
Cellular component (GO): membrane
Molecular function (GO): dolichyl-diphosphooligosaccharide-protein glycotransferase activity
Source: RefSeq, a predicted model, not a curated record